Messenger RNA from Tribolium castaneum (red flour beetle), 1828 nucleotides. It is a transcript of the gene Zasp67, whose product is annotated as Z band alternatively spliced PDZ-motif protein 67. Gene Ontology annotation, biological process: actin cytoskeleton organization; muscle structure development. The record is from RefSeq and is a predicted model, not a curated record. Gene Ontology annotation, cellular component: adherens junction; stress fiber; filamentous actin. The transcript is spliced from 12 exons. Lineage: Eukaryota; Metazoa; Arthropoda; Insecta; Coleoptera; Tenebrionidae. Gene Ontology annotation, molecular function: muscle alpha-actinin binding; actin binding. Bases 82 to 1737 code for a protein of 551 amino acids.
AUAGUAUGCUCUAGAAAGCUUCAGUGUUGCGACAGUGUUUUGCUAAUUGAGGUGCGACACCAAUCUCAAUGUCCUCAUCAAAUGGCUAUAGAAUUAAAUUUUGUAAAAUCGGAUAACGAAUCGUGGGGCUUUCGCCUCACUGGUGGAGCUGAAUAUGACGUUCCACUUACAGUCAUCAAGGUGGCACAGAAUAGCAUUGCCGAAAACGGGGGGCUUAGAGAGAACGAUAUUAUUGUCAGAGUCAACGACACCCCUACCACAGGUGUUACGCAUCCUGAAGCCCACGAUUUGCUAGUUUCAGCGGGAAUUAACUUAACUUUAGCAAUCAGGAGAGAUCUUUCUUCAACGUACGAGGAAGAAAGUAAUGAAGAAGUCAAAAAUAUCAUGCAAAGUUGUGUAGAAGACGAAACGAUAAUUGAACAUGAACGACAAGUGCAUUUUGAAAUUGUGAAUCCCAACCAGUUAGUUGUUGGUAACACUGAACAAAAAAUUGAAACUCAAACAAUAAAGGAGAAAGAAACUAAAUCAUCGAGUGGUUCAGUUUCGGUAGCAGAGGAACGGAAGUGGUCAACCUUUUUGCAAAAACCAAAAAACCCAAAACCAGUUUUGAAAAAACAAGAAGACACCCCUAAAGGCGAGCCCUACAGGGUUGUGAUAAAAAAACAGAAGAAAAAAACCGAAGACAAGAACAAAAUGAAGGAAACCAAACUGGAGGCUGCAGAACAGGUAGUUGAGACGAAUGAAGAACUUGAAACUUUUGCACAAGAACCAAAUGUGGUUGCUGUUCAAGAAGUUUCAGUUCGUGCUGAAAUUACGGAAGAAUGUGAAAUACAAAUUGAAGAUAAAGAAAGCGAAGAGAACAGUGAUGCGGAAAAAGAGGUGUCAACUGAAUCCAAUAAGUCACAAGUGGAGAAAAAUGCUGAGUUGGAGAAAGUGUUAGAAGAAAAACUAGCCGAAGUCCAGAAGCAGUUGCAAGCUUUAGCCCAAUUACCUUCAACAAUUCAAUCAACAAUUGAUGCCGUUACCAAACAAUUAGCCACAAUAGUCCACAUCACAACGUUAUCGGUUGCUGAAAGCGAAGAUAAGGCAAUGUCAGAGGUGAAUUCGGAAUUUGAGGACGACAAAGCUGAACAAGUCGUUACUGAAGAAAGUGGGGUUUCUUCAAACCAAGACGAAGUUUUUGGCGAACUGGAGCCCCAACCAGAAGAAGCGGAAGAAAUGCAACCGUCUGAAGAAACAGAAAUUCACGAAGAAACCGUCGAAGUGGAGGAAAAACAGUUCGAUCCGGAGGAGGGUUUGACCGAAGAGGAGAAAGAAGCGAAAAGAGCGGAACGCGAGCUUUUGGAAAAACAGCAAAAGGAGCGAGAACAACUCGAGGAGUUCAAGCAGCGUCGUUUGAAACAAAAACCAACCUUACCCUUAAAACCUAUUGAGCGUCCCAUAAUUUUACCAGGAGGCCGGAGAUGGUCUCAGCCUGAUGACGCAUGUCCAUCCGUUCGACACCCAAAAAUGUCCGAUGAAAAAAUUGCAAACACUAUAGAGACCUAUUCCGAAGUUAUCGUCGGGAAGCUGAAAGGAAUUAAUUUUUUGAAAUAUCAGCCACCGCCAAAAAAUUUGGAUUAUCUCCAGCGGUCCGAUGUCUACAAGUUAGUCCAUGAUCUUGAACCCCCCGUCAGAGGGAUUUCUAGUCGCGCCUCGAAAAUUUUAUCAGAGCAAGAUUACUACCAGGCUGGAUAAUUAUGUCUGCAACAACCUCACAAUGUUUGUCUAAUUGUAGUUAAACUAUUGUUUUGUUGACAAUAUGCAAAUAAAAAUAUAUUACUUGUUA